GGCGGCGUACGGACGUGCCGUAGGUUUAAGUUUGUUUGCUAAUGUUAGCCGUAUUAUCAGCAGAAUUAGCUUAUUUUUUGUGCUCCUUAGUCCGGGUUAACGAACAGUGAAGACGGGGAACGACUGUCGAGUCGCACUGCAAGGUUUCACCAGCCAGGACAAACUGUGGUUUGUGUUGCAUUCCAAGCAGCUGGAGUUCAAACUUUAGGAGAAUGAAUAUUGGCUCUAAAAGUAAGAAGCGGAUGUUGCUGCCCAGCCGUCCUGAGCCCCCGACCGUGGACCAGAUCCUGGAAGACCUCGACAGAGCUGCUCCUGAUGACCCCAUCUUCAGCAUCCUAGAAAAGACUGGACAAGACGUGCCCCGUGCCGCAGACAGCGAGGUGGAGCAACGGUUCCAACAGUGUCGUCGAUAUCUGGAGCUGAACAAGGAGCUGCAGGAGGCUCGGGACCGGCUGGUGCAGCAGAGGGAAGAGCUGAAAGCAGCAGGAGAGCAGGCAGACAGAGAGGUGGAAGAAGUCAAAAGUCAACAACUGUGAUUUGACCUUCCCUGUUGGACAGACUCUCCUUGUCAUUCGUGGUCUGGCUCGGUUUCACUGAAGUCUUCUCAAACUCACUGACUCGGCACAAACCUGCGCUGGUGCCACUGCGUCAGGCGCACAGCACUAGCUGACCUCUAACCCCAGAGCAGAAGUACAUGAUUUUGUAUACCUAAGGAUUGUUGGAGAUCAAGACUACUUCACAAUAAGUCUGAUGCUGAGCAAAGCUUUAAAUGUGAAGCAACAUGAAGAGUUUGAUGUCAAUCAUUACUAAAUUAUAAUGAGUAUAGUUAAUGUCUGUCAUGUAGCAGUUUAAUAUUUCACAUUGUUCCAGGUGUAUGUUAACUCAGAUUGAAAUAAAUGUUGAUGUAAUGGAUCAAGCAAAAGUGCCAGAUUACAUAUUGUAAAGGGAAAAAUAAAUGAUCAGAGUUGUUUGGUUAAUUGGUAUCUUAAAGAAAGCAAGAAAGCACCUUGUCUUAAGAAUUGUUGCCCAAAUUACAUUUACUGCCAGUUUGUUGUUUCUACGGGUUCCUGUAGGUCAUUAAGGCUUUAAUUCAAAAUCAAGAAAAAGAAUGCUGUAAAAUCCCCCUCCUCCCACCAAAUAAAAUAAAAAUAAAAAUAAAUUAAUGGUUGUAUUUAGAGAUGAUGUAUGUUUGACAUUUGACUUUGAAAGUCAUUUUUUAUAAAGAAGCUGUUGUUUGAA
This is a messenger RNA of Neolamprologus brichardi, 1239 nucleotides long. RefSeq names its product chromosome 15 C19orf25 homolog (gene c15h19orf25). Lineage: Eukaryota; Metazoa; Chordata; Actinopteri; Cichliformes; Cichlidae. The record is from RefSeq and is a predicted model, not a curated record.